Messenger RNA from Gadus chalcogrammus (walleye pollock), 2443 nucleotides. RefSeq names its product collagen alpha-3(V) chain-like. The record is from RefSeq and is a predicted model, not a curated record. The transcript has 15 exons. Bases 452 to 2443 code for a protein of 663 amino acids. NCBI's taxonomy places the organism in Eukaryota, Metazoa, Chordata, Actinopteri, Gadiformes, Gadidae.
GAAUGGAUCCGAUUGGUUUUCAGCACACAAGUGGGCGGGGCUUUGUUUGCGCCACACAUUUGGCGCGCAUCGCUGCGCUCUCGUGCAGCAGAUGCCGUUGGCUGAGGUACCUGUUGCGUCGUAGAAGGAAGGAUGGAGAGCAAGAGGACAGAGAGUUAGGCCUGUUUUAUCUCACUACAACGAACAAAUAGAGGACAACCGACAGGUGUAUUUCAGUAAUAUAAUGAAUUUGGCUUCAGUUUCAAAACAUAAUUUCUUAUUGACAAAUUGAAAGAUGCGUCGAAUGUUAACAUAAAACAUGCGUCGGAUGUUAACGGCUGUCUGAAGUGGAUAACAGUUAAAAAAAACAGAAAAUCCUGUUUUCCUCAAUAUUACCUGCAUUAAUCGAGGCUGAAAUCCUACUUAUAACGUCGAGGCUACUAUUUAAGCCCAUUUCACCGCUCCAGCUAAUAUGCUGGGCUGGGCAGUCCAGUGGACGGUGUGUCUGCUGUGGUUCCUGCGGAUGAGCGAAUCCACUGAAGACUUCGCGGGGGAGUCUGGCUCCGGCGGGGCGCCUUCAGAGGAGGUGAACAUUCUGGAUGAGCUCUCUCUCCAGGUGUCAAACAGCUCCAAUGCCUCCAUCUCUCUGGAUGGGGAGGCCAGGUGUCCUGUCCUACUGGUGGGCCAGUAUUCCACCUUGGCCCUGCCUCUGGAUGAAAUCUUCACUGACGGGUUCCCAGAUGAGUUCAGCCUGCUGGUGCAGCUCCGCAGCAGCCUGACAGAGGAGAGCAGCCUGCUCACCUUGCUCAGCCGGGACGGCGAGGUCAUGCUACAGCUGAGGACCAGCGGCCACGCCCUCACCUUCAUAGGCACCCAGCAGAGGCACUACGAGUUCCCAGUGAGCGGUCUGACUGACGGAGAGUGGCACCGCCUGGCGGUGAGUGUGUCUCUGGAGCGGCUCGCGGUGUACGUGGACUGUGUGCUGUUUGAGUCCCUGGACUGGGUCUACUACGGCAUGGCCGUCUCCACCGCCGGCCUGCUGAUGGUCGGGGGGACCGUCAGGGGACACGAGACCCCCUUUGAAGGUGCCAUCCGACAGCUGAGCUUCAUGGCGGGCGACCCCAUCGCCGCCCGGCUCCACUGCAGCCUCCACCCUCCCAGGUGUGGGGGUGGAGGAGGAGGGCGCCGUGCCUCCAAGACCCCCCGCUCCCCAGGCACUAACAGCCCCCUUGAGGAGUUCCUCCUGUCCUCGAAUGACCUAGAGAACUUGGAGGGGGGCGCCAUGGACAAGUCUAGCCUGCUCCUCCGCUCCUCCUCGAACGCGUUCCUGCUUCGGAGCAGCUCCAGAGGCGACGGCACCGUGCCUUCAGGGACCCGUCGAGAAGGUUCGGUGGGCCAGGGGGUCGUCCUGAUGGUGGACGAGGACACCGACCUGUUCAACCCCGUCUUCCAGGGGGUAGGGGGUCAGCUCAACCCCCAGUGGAAGCCCCCCAGGACGGGCGCAAAGGGCCACCACGAGGGCAAGGCCGGAGCUCCCUCCAAAGGCCUGGAGGAGAACACCACCACCGGGAAGAGGGUGGAGACCGACUCGGGGGCCAGAGGGGAAUCCCUGCUUCCUGGAACCCCCAAGGGGGACAUUAUCCUGGACCUAGACACAAGGACCGGCCCCAAGAAGCCCUCUGGUACAUUCCCUGAUGGCAAGAUCCCCUCUGGAGAUCACACAAGGAACCCUGGAGCAGACGACGUACAGGAGGGUGGCUCCUCCCCUGGCUCUGCCGGGACCCCCUCAGGCAAGAGGGUCCCCGGGGAGAGGAGCGUCAGCUUGGACAACGCCAUCGAUGAAAAGCACCAGGGCUUCGUUGGCGGCGUAUCCGGAGACAGGGACGUGGCCCUGGGCUCAGACGGCCGCUGGUACAGGCUACAGAGAGGGGCCCUUGGACGCAUGGGACCUCCAGGGACAGAAGGCGACCCCGGCGACCCUGGCCUGCCCGGUUUUAAAGGGGACAAGGGGAAGUUGGGCCCCUGGGGUCAGGCAGGGAGGCGGGGGGACCAGGGCCCUCCAGGACCACCAGGGCUGCCCUCCCUCUACCUGUGGAAGAACACUGCAGAGGAGUGGGCUGCCUUUCAGCAAACCAACUUCUUCCAUCUCCUGAGAUCAGGCUGGCCUAGUACAGAAGGAGCAGAGGGACCCCCGGGGGAGCUGGGCAGGCUGGGGAAUCAGGGUCUUCCUGGUGAUCAGGGAGAGCGAGGGCGACCAGGGAUAAUGGGCGAGAUGUUUGACACGGCUGCUCUGCAGAGUCUGACCCAGAGCGAUGAGGGCUGGGUGAACGGGGAAACAGAGGGGCUACAGGCACGCCAGGGAUCCCAGGAAAGGAUGGGCAGAGUGGGCAGCACGGGCAGCAAGGACCCCCUGGACCUCCAGGACCAAAGGGUCCCAUGGGCGUCCGUGGAGCUGAGGGACUAG